GGAGAACCAGUUUCUUCUCAGUCGGGUGUUAGUUGCAAAGCGCUGUGGUUGGUUUAUUUUAUAGAUCGUGGCGAUAGUUUAAAAUAAAGCAAUGGACGCCAAAGGCCAAGACGAAGCGAAGCGAAACGGUGCCGGAGGACGCCGGGGGAGUCUGUAUGCUAAUCUACAGCUUCCUACCAAACCAAGAAGGCCGCAUAUUCCCGAUGGAGAGGACAUGGGAGAGGAGAACCCACAUGAUAUGUUUGACGGGGAGUAUUUCCCUAAGGAUGUAGUGCAGAACGUGCUUAAUAACGUGAAGGACAAGGGUCACCGUAGUCACCACGUCUUCUGCCAGCUCGACACUCUUAAGAGUUUCAACGGCAACUGGGAAUGGAGAGAAACAGCAAGGUGGGUUAAAUUCGAGGAGGUUGUUGAGGAAGGUGGGAAGCGGUGGUCCAAGCCGCACGUCGCUUCUCUAUCAAUGCACGCCCUGCUCGAGACCCGCAAGAUGCUCAUGGAAGGUGCCCUCUUGCUCGACCUCGACGUCUACAGCAUGGGCGAACUUACAGACCAGCUGCUUGACGAGUGGAUCGACAACAACCACCUGGACCACAAGCUGCGCCAGUACAUGCGGGAAAUCCUCCUCCGUAAACACAAGCAUAGCCACAUUCCGCGACCCAAGGCGGAGAAGGGUGGCAAGUUAGAAACCGUCGCGAGCACGACGAGCCUGACGUCGAUGGGGUCUCACGGAAGCUCAACGGACCUCGAGGGCCUUGUCGCCUAUGACUACAAGCCUAACAGUGCGUUUAUGAAGAAGAUCCCUAAGGGUGCGGAGGUGUGUAAUAUUAUGGUGGGUGAGUUGGAAGAGCUGCAUGACCCCAUCCUUGCCUUCAUCCGCCUCAAGGAGUCCCGUACGAUGGAGGGCGUCUCAGAGGUCAAACUCCCCACACGAUUCCUGGCUUUCGUUUUUGGUCCGAAGGAUUUUGCGAACAGUCGCGAGGUGGGCCGUUGUAUCGCCACGAUGAUGAUUGACGACGUGUUCCGGGAAGUCGGGUACAAAAGUCGUAACCUGGCCGACCUUAUAGCCGGGCUGGAUGAGUUUGUCGAGCAAGUAACGGUCCUACCGCCGUCAGAGUGGAACCCCAAAAUAAGAAUUGAACCGCCACAAAAAGUGCAAUCACAAAUGCACCGUCGGAUGUCGUCGGCGCAGCUUAUCGGAUACAAGGGGGAUGAUGACGAGGACGGCGGCCACGGGGACGACCCCGCCCUUGCCAUGUCCAAGAUACCGUGUUACGGGCUGAUCCAGGACAUCAAGCGGAAGUUGCCUUGGUAUCUGUCAGACUUCAAGGAUGGCAUCCAUAUCCAGUGCCUCGCCGCAUUCAUUUACGUCUUCCUUGGCACGUUCACGCCUAACGUGACGUUCGGAGGGCUGCUCGGACAGGCCACCGACCAGUACAUGGGCGUGAUGGAGUGUAUAUUCGCGGCGGCGGUGACCGGCAUCCUGUUCGCUCUGUUUGGCGGGCAGCCGCUCAACAUCCUCGGGAGCACAGGCCCUAUGCUCGUCCUGGAAACAAUCAUCUACAACCUCUGCAAGGACAACGGCUGGGACUUCAUGCCUGCGCGGGUGUGGAUCGGGCUGUGGACGUCUCUGAUCAUCCUUCUUAUUGUAUUCUUCAACUUGAGCUCCGCCGUCAAGUACAUUACCAGAUUCACGGAGGAGAGCUUCGCCACGCUAAUCGCCGUCAUCUUUAUUGUCGAGGCUUUUAAGAAACUCUUCAGUAUCGAGACGGACUACCCAGUGAACUUUAACCAGAAAGAACAAGUGGAUGACUGCGCAUGCGUGUUUAACUGCUCCCUCGUGAACAACACCAUGGAAUACUUCUUGUCUAGCAACACGACCACCACGUCUACUAUCGGCACAAAUUUGACAUAUGUUUUCGACCAGUGCGUCAACAACACAAAUUAUUCUACUACUGGUUUAAAUGAGACUGAGUGCAACACGUUCCGGGAGGCAGAGUGGCUGUGCUCGCCCCUGUAUUCGGCGGACGUGUUUUUCUUCUCCGUCCUGCUCUUCCUCGGUACGGUUGGUAUCGCCAUCACUCUGAAGGACUUUAAGCUGUCCACCAUCUUCCCCACGUUCGUCCGCUCGCUCAUCAGCGACUUUGCAGUGCUCAUCUCCAUCAUCAUAUUCGUCGUAAUCGACGUCCUUUGCGGACUCAACACACCUAAACUCACUGUUCCCGACAAGUUUCAGCCUACUCGGAGUGACCGUGGGUGGUGGAUCAGCCCGGUGAGCGACAAGAACCCUUGGUGGAUCGCAGUGGCGGCCGUGGUGCCUGCCAUCCUUUCUGUAAUCCUCAUCUUUCUCGACCAGCAGAUCACCGCCGUCAUCGUCAACAGGAAGGAAAACAAACUCAAGAAGGGUGUGGGUUACCAUCUGGACAUGUUUGUUGUGGCGAUCACCGUUGCCAUCCACUCUCUGCUGGGCCUGCCCUGGUACGUGGCGGCCACCGUGUCUGCUCUCGCCCACAUCAACUCCCUCAAGAAGGAAUCCGAGUGCACCGCUCCGGGCGAGAAACCUUCCUUCCUGGGCUGCAGAGAGCAGCGAUUAACGGCCCUGGCCAUUGGAGUUCUCAGCGGGGCUGCCGUCUUCAUUACAAAUAUCCUAAAGGUUAUCCCUAUGGCUGUGCUGUACGGCGUGUUCUUCUUCAUGGGCUUCUCCGCUCUCAGGGGGAUGCAGUUCGUGGACCGACUGUUCCUGUUCGUGCAGCCCGUCAAGUACCAGCCAGACCUGACUUACCUUCGCCACGUGCAGCUGUACCGCGUGCAUAUCUUCACAUUUGUACAGAUCGCGUGUCUUGGAAUCCUGUGGGCCGUCAAAUCCGUCAAGAUCAUCUCCAUUGGAUUCCCGCUCAUGGUGUUGGCGACAGGCCUUGUUCGCAAGAUUAUGGAGUGCUAUUAUUCCCAGUACGAGUUGUCGUAUCUGGAUGACCUGCUCCCCGGCAAGUCGCCGGAGAAACCGGACGACAAGGAAACCAUCAUAGGGAGGGUGAACUACGCGUUCGACACCGAGCCGGUGUUAGCGGUGAACGGGCAGGAGAAGAAGCCUGUCUUCUUUGUGGACGAGCAGGAUGACGAGCACAAACUCAACAACGCCACCUCACACCUGUAGAUAACACACGCAAUAAAAAAAACGUUUUUAGUGGCGCAGGCAGAGGAUUGUGGGAGUUUAAUACCGUGGACGUUUUUAACAUUUUAACGUUGUUACUAAGUUUGCACAUCUUAGGUAUCAUAUGUACGUGAAUGUUGUGUGCCUGGUGAACACCAAUUAAUCUGGUAGUAUUAAUUUGGAAAGUGAUUUAUUAGUAUUUUCUGAAUAUGUAAAACAUUUACUGAAACGCAAGGACAAAGAAGAUAGUUUGGCCUUGUUACAAAAUCAGCUGCAAAAUAAUUAACAAUAACCUCGACUGUAAAGCAAUUUAGUCGUACGGGGUUACCACGCAUCAACAUUUAACAUAGCACUUAAAUACAACAAGUUCGAUUGCAUGUCGGUUACUUAAAAAAGAAGCUAUAUCGUGUGUUACAGUUCACCGUGAUUGAGCACAUCAACACCUGUAAUGUGUAUGUUCAUGUUCUCAACCAGUUUCAUCUUAGUUGGAUUAGAACAUGAUACACAUGCAAGUUUCUGUGAUUUGCUUCCAUCUAGUUUUAUAUUAUACGUAGUUUUGAAAUCCAGAUUUGUAUUUUAAAUAUUUGAUUUUACAUUUACAGUCAUGAAUACUCAUAUUGUAAAUAUUGUUGAUCAUGUCAUUCAUUUUGUGAGCUUUUGUGCAAUGCAAAAUUAUUAUCAAUUUUAGUUAAUUCAUCAAGUAAUAAAUAAUAUAUUUUAUUUUUAAAAGUCGUUUACAAUAUGGUCAUUCCGAUAAUUUAAAACGCUACUUUCAUUUGUUUGAUUAAUCAUCGAAAACAUGUACAUACACUUGAAACCUAAGUUGAUUGUAUCGACCUGUAAUCCAGAGUUUUCACCUCCAUUUCACCAUUUCGAUUGGCACUUUUAAACAAGAAAAGGAGAAAUGUCAACCCACGAAGGUUUUACUAUAUCCGUUGCGUACUGUACAUUACACAUGUAUUCUGAAACCUAAUUGAAAUAAGUUCAUAUAAGGGAAUAUAUUUAUAUAGUAUAUUUUUAAAAGCAAACACAAUAAUACAAUUGCUUGAUACUGGUACAGUACAAAACCAUUUUAUGUAUUCAUCGAGUCCCUUUAUCAAUGAGCACGGCUGUAAAAGCUGGUUUUGAAAUAAAGUAAAAAAGAUUA
Messenger RNA from Mya arenaria, 4295 nucleotides. Its product is annotated as electroneutral sodium bicarbonate exchanger 1-like. Lineage: Eukaryota; Metazoa; Mollusca; Bivalvia; Myida; Myidae. The record is from RefSeq and is a predicted model, not a curated record. Gene Ontology annotation, cellular component: plasma membrane. Gene Ontology annotation, biological process: monoatomic anion transport; regulation of intracellular pH; bicarbonate transport. Gene Ontology annotation, molecular function: sodium:bicarbonate symporter activity; monoatomic anion transmembrane transporter activity; solute:inorganic anion antiporter activity. The transcript is spliced from 24 exons. Bases 92 to 3151 code for a protein of 1019 amino acids.